GUCCAAUUAUGAAAAGAGGGUAUUUAUUAAACUCAUCUCCGAUCAAUGACAGCAUGUCAAGUCGACAUGUUACAGGAGUACAUAAACGAACUGCUUCACAACCGGCAAAUAAUAUGACGAAAGAAGAUAUGGCAGAAAAGAAAUCACUCUCAAAACAAAGUCCAGGUGCUGCCUCUCGCCAAUCGUUGAUGAAGAACCGCUGGUUAAGGUUGAUCGUCAUCGUCUUGGCCAUCUAUACGCUGUAUACGCAAAUUUUCUCGGCACUGUCGGUAUUCAGUAGAGUAUAUACAGACCCUGAAACUAGGAUAACAAAGGAAAUUUUGUUAGAUUCUAUCGUCACAGAUACAAAUAGCAGGCCAACAUGGAUAGACGAAAUAGCACAUAAACACCGACUUCGAUAUCCACAAGCAUUACAGCGGGAUUCUAGCCUAGGACAUACGAACAACGCUAUUAAGCGUUUGGAGAGAAAGCGACGUCCAAAAUACACCAACAUUGUACAUAAAUUGGUUUCCGUGACAGCUAUCUUAGCUAUCGAUAGCUCUAUCGAUAUUUUAUCGCAAGUAGAUGCAGUUUUGGCCCAAUCUGUUCAUCCGGAGCAUAUUUGGAUUGUAGCAGAUAGUGAUGUACACCUCCCAAAGGCUCUUACUGCUGACUACCUUCCUCAUUACGUCGGUUUUCGAGUCUUUUUUCGCGAGCACAUUGGCGAGCGAAACUGGAUAUCCGUAGCCAACUUAGCCACUACUGAUUUCACCUGGGUCAUGACAAAUGGAGUGCGCCCUGGAAUCAGAUACUUGGAACGACUUCUACGGCUGAGCCAAACCGACGAGUAUCGUCAUGCGCUCAUUGGUACCGAAGGUGCAAUUUUACCUUUCAGCGGGAACAUGACUACGCUGGAUGUCGAUGAAAUGAUUUGCUUCCCACAAGCCAUCGAAGCUGGAGAGCUUCCAAAUAUGUCUGUGGCUGUCGAUAUGCUUACCGAUACUUGGUUGCUGCGUCAAGAAUGGAUACCUAUCAUCAUGGCUCAAACAACACCACAACUCUCUCUAGUGCCUACAGGAUUCAAAAUCAGCCUUACGCUGAACUACGCUGGCAUUACAACGGUCGUUUUACCCAUCAAUCCCAUCGAAGUUGCUUAUUGGGGAGACGUCAGGGAGCAUACACGUACUAUGCAUGAACAGGGAUCUUUUUCAUGUCGGCAAAAAAAGGAAGAGUUAACUUUCAACCGUCAUUGGUAUCAGAUACUGACACGCAACAAGCAUACACUUGUUACGGAAAUCCGAGAGUUGGCAGAAAGUGCUGAUGACUCUGUGGACGUUGCAUUCUUAAUAAGCAAUCUCGAUGAACUGAAUGCAAUCACUCCUAUGAUGUGCACCUUCAUUGAAAAAGAGAAGUCUGUUCAUCUAAUCAAUGUUGGCGACCAAAGCGUUGCUCGUAUGCGCUCUGGAUCGUUACUAAAAAAUCAAAACAACUGCCAACCUGAUCAUAUCUAUGAUUUGAAUCCCACUUCACAUGCGAGUGACCGAGUUUUUCUGGAUCAAACACAAAUAAUACCCAUGACUCAUGCAUUAUUACAACUCUUGAAUCCACGACUAGUCUUACAUCCAUCAAGAAAUGUUAUGUGGAGCACCUUGGCUAGCCUGGAUGGCGACGUUACCUCGACAUUUAUUGCCAUCCCAUCUGAAGAUUUCAAGCAUACAGUUUGGAUGGCGACCUUACCUAUAGAAGCCCUAAUGAAAUGGAAUUCCAUCGACAUAAGACUUGUUGUUAUCACAAACGAACGUCCGGACUCGUUAGCCCGACUUAUGCGCUCUAUCGGUGAUGCCCAUUACCUUGGAGAUUCAGUCAGACUGACAGUUAAUAUGGAACGCAACGUUGAUAGGGUCUCCAAAAUGAUUGUGGAUAAUUUCGAAUGGAUUCAUGGAGAGAAGGUUGUCAGGCAUAGAAUCAAACAGGCUGGAGCAAUGUCAGCUUUUGUGGAAUCAUGGUACCCAUCCAACAAUAAUGAAUAUGCGAUCUUCUUGGAGGACAAAAUCGAAGUGUCUCCACUCUUCUACAGUUGGGUUAAAUUCUCUAUUCUCAAAUACCGCUACACGGAAGAUCAAGAUGUCUCCAAGAAAUUGUUUGGCAUCAGCCUUUAUUCUCCUCCAGGCACAGGCCUUCAUCUGGAAGGAACGAAGCCAUUCAACCCUUCUGAACUAAAUGACUUUAAGAUAUAUGACCUUCCAUCGCCUUAUGUACUCCAAAUACCAUGUAAUCUUGGCGCAGUGUACUUCCCUGAGCACUGGCAAGAGUUCCACGAUUACAUAACUGCAAGAUUACAAGACAAAAAACAAUUACAGAAGAUUAUAGUGCCAGAAUCGCGUUCAAAUGCAUGGGAUUCCUCUUGGAAACGCUAUUUCGUAGAGCUGAUGUACAUGAGAGGAUAUGUCAUGCUUUAUCCGAACUUUGAGGGCUUCAAAAGUUUUUCAACACACUUAUUGGACAAUAGAACUUCUCUCACGAAUCAGACAGAACUAACGAAGCAAACAGAUCUUUUGGAACUGGCUGAAGUACCUCUUAUAAUGAAAGGAGCUAUCAUUGAUGAACUACCAAACAAUGAGCUUCCCAACUGGGAAGAGCUUCCAGUAUUUAACUUGUUCGCAGUGCCUUCCAAUAUGUCUCGCCUACAUGAGGAAGGCGUUAAACUUCAGAUGGAGGUGUCCGCUUGUGACCCAGAAGUUGCUGGUACCAUACGGUCCCAAUUUCGAAAUAGGUGACGACGAGGAAUUCGCUCCAGAAGAAGAUGUUGAAGAAGAAAUCUCUUUACCAGGGCAAUGGCAGUCAGGAGAUGGUGCGUCAGACGAUGAAGAUAUCUUGAUUGAGCCCACACCUGAAGAUAUUGACCUUGAGGAAUUGGAAUGGACUGAAGACGAUAACGAAGACACGGAUGCCGAUGAUGUCGAGAUCUCAGAAGGCGUUAAUGUAAUAUAAUAGCAAGACCUACAAUUUUUCUGUAUUCUUAUGAUAUGUAAUACUAGGGUGUAUCAGUGUUCCCAAAGCAUGGAUAACAGUAAAGCAUCGCUCUGUGUGUGAAACGCAUAUUCGAUAAAAAAAUAACCACAUAUAAGAUGGCCG
This is a messenger RNA of Umbelopsis ramanniana AG, 3114 nucleotides long. RefSeq lists its product as uncharacterized. NCBI's taxonomy places the organism in Eukaryota, Fungi, Mucoromycota, Umbelopsidomycetes, Umbelopsidales, Umbelopsidaceae. The transcript is spliced from 4 exons. The record is from RefSeq and is a predicted model, not a curated record. Bases 9 to 2756 code for a protein of 915 amino acids.